AUGUCCGAUGUGCCACCUUCGCUGCCUCCCAAGGGUGCACCUUUAGCAGACAACGGGAACUCGCACUCGCGCCCGGAGUCAUCAACAUCACCGCCGUCGCAAGCCGCUAGCCAUGCUCAAACACCCACGCCGUCUGUAAAGAUUCCACUGCCUGAUAACUUUGGCAGUUUACCCACGAGGGAGAUCGAGAAGCUGCUCAGCACGUUGGAUGUGCUCAAAGGGUAUCUCGUGACGCUUAUUCAAGGUGAGCUUGACAAGGACGUUGCAGAACUAGAAGGAAUCGUGCGACAGAUUGAGAGUUAUAAAGAGAAGCUUGAGCAACUCGAGAGUUGUAAACGGAAGACCCGGUUGAAAGCAGAAGAAGUGAACGAGCUCACCUCACAAUGGCUACAAAAGGAACAGGAGAUGAAGAAGGCGCUGUAUAGAUUCAGUAGAGAAAACCUACAAUCGCUGCUACAAACGUCUGUACAGGAGUCUCGAAAGCUAACAGAAUCUAUCCAGGCAACGUUUGUAUCGCACAUCGACCAGCACGACGAGCAGUCGAUCCAGAUGUUCAUAAAGAGCUAUCGUCAUGAACGCAAGGAGUAUUACUUACACAAGGAGAAGUUGAGUCGUUUCCAACAGGGUAGAAUAGGAGGAAUUUGA
Williopsis jadinii is the source of this 645-nucleotide messenger RNA. RefSeq names its product vacuolar protein sorting family 37 protein. Gene Ontology annotation, biological process: protein targeting to membrane; protein targeting to vacuole; ubiquitin-dependent protein catabolic process via the multivesicular body sorting pathway. Bases 1 to 645 code for a protein of 214 amino acids. Gene Ontology annotation, cellular component: ESCRT I complex. The record is from RefSeq and is a predicted model, not a curated record. Lineage: Eukaryota; Fungi; Ascomycota; Saccharomycetes; Phaffomycetales; Wickerhamomycetaceae. The transcript has a single exon.